Acanthaster planci (crown-of-thorns starfish) is the source of this 1705-nucleotide messenger RNA. RefSeq lists its product as uncharacterized. The record is from RefSeq and is a predicted model, not a curated record. NCBI's taxonomy places the organism in Eukaryota, Metazoa, Echinodermata, Asteroidea, Valvatida, Acanthasteridae.
UUCGAAAUAAUCUUGAACAUUUGGCGGUGUUGCUUGCUUGCACAACCAUAACACAAUAGAUAUAGAUAGCUAUCUUCUGUAGAUAACGUGGAUCAUGGCACCGUACUAUAUGACGCGAUUUUCUCUGUUUGCAGUCAACUUCCUUACGAUAUGGGCAAUUGCGGACCUACUCCAAAUCAGUGAUGCAAGCAAUACGAAUGACAACAUAGACAACUUCCGCCCAGAAAUGAUCGCUCAAAUUCCCCGCAAGCAAAGUGGACAGACAGGUCUCAAGCCCUUUCCUAAGAUUGUGCCAGACAAUGGAAUGUUCCACUUUGUACUUAAAGAUAUCGCACAAGAGCUCGUUCAUCUCUUGGAGGAGCAGGGUCUCAGCCUCAGCGGCACACACAAGGAUGCGAUCCAUGACAAACUUGAAAGCAUCUAUGACAGGAGCAAAGACCAUCCUGCUCUGGAAAGCGAUAUAAUUGCCUACUCGCCGAAAAAGCCCGACUUCCACAGAUACACUCCGGACUCCGUGCUCAGGACCCGUGCACAGGAAAGACGAGAAAAGCGAGCAUAUCGCGGGGAGAUUCACGAGUUGUGCCAGAGUGAGGAAAGAUGGGAGAGCAUGGUCACGGCCAAUUUGAGGAACCAUACCCUAGUCAAGGUUCUCCCAGGCUUCGAGUUCCACAUGAGGGCGUGCACCUGGUUCAGCGAAGAUGAACCAUGUCUUGGCAUGAGCCCCGGCUUCGGUGAAACUUCGUGUCAGACUACGGGGACUUGGGUUCGAGCUUUGGUGUGCGGUGGUUGCAACUUCAACGUCGACCCCAACUGUAACGACAGGUGUCCUAAUGUCCGCGAUCUAUACCACUGGGAAUGGGUGUAUACCCCCACCUGUUGCAAAUGCGCUUACACGUUAUUUUAGAUUCAAUAUUUAGUAAUGACCACUGACCUUGAAUAUUUCUUACUGUCCUCAUGGACACUGUUUAAAAUUUUGCGGGACCCUAGUGCAAAUUUUCUAGAAGUUUGCUUUCACUAUUAAAAUUCGUGGUAUCAAUUGUGAAUGACCUCCCACAACCUGAACGUAGAAAGAAACUUAAUUUGGUUUUAAAAAGACCUCCUUAAAAAUAUUUUCUUUAUACAUUCCGAGCACCUAUUGUAUGUCAGAAAAAAACAAUUCUGAUAAUGGUGUGAUACCAUAAUACGAUACUGUUAAACAUAAAAAGAAACUUUCACUCCAUUACAGAUUCAGCAAUGGUUUACCAAGGAAAUGUCAACGAAUUUCCCUAAUCCCUUCCCUCACAAAUGUAAUCUUUUUUCCAGGUACGCCCUCUACCCACCCGAAUAAAACCCCAACGCAUUUUAAGCAACUGCAAUCUCCAUGCUAAUAUAUUCAUGCGUGCACAUCACACAUUCUCAGCAAGGCAGAUGCGACCCACCGCAAAACUACUGCUAAUUAUGUGAUAUGUAUCUAACCUUUUCAUAUUCCCAGAAUAACACGGGGGGGGGAUUUUGUAUUCUUGAUGUCUUUUUAGUUUGUGAAUGACACAAAACUUAACUGCUGUUUGAAUAAAGUUGAUUAGUUGAUUAAAGUUCCAUUUUUGGCUGGCUAUCUGUAUAACGUAGACUCCAUAAAGAAUUAGCGACCAAAUACAAGUUUUGAAACAGAAUUUUAUGUCUUUUCUUUGACUUUAUUUUUCUACGAAUGACGCUUUGAUUAUCAUGA